AAUGAUUGAUGGAUUAACUGCUACAGAAUUAGAUAAUACUUUAGCAGAGUCAAGUAGGCUUUCUACAAAUGGACGGAAGAGAGAUUAUAAGUUUAUGAUCUAUUGUCAAAUUUUAAAUGUGAUAUUGUCAAUAAUUUCAAUAGUUUUGUCAGCUAGCAAGAUAGCUGAAAUACAAGAUGAUCCCAUAUUAAAUUUAUUCAUAAGAAUAAAAACGCCUUUAUUAGAUGCUGACUUUCUUAGUACAACGUUAAUAGAAGUAUCUUACUAUUUGAUUAUCAGCGGUUCUGCUGCAACCCUCUUAACUAGCCCUAUAGGUUUAUACGCUGGUGUUGCACAAUUAAAGGCUCUUAAAGAGAUCUAUAUCGUUUUGGCUAAUUUUAUAUUUAUUGCACAAUCUACAGCAAUUGUCUUUGCGGCUACGCAUCAAAAUCAAAUAUUGAAAGAUCUUGACAAACACAUGUCCGAUGUUGCCGCCAUGUCUUACAGAGGUAUAGAUUAUCGAGAAAAAAUAGUGAUAAAAAAUGAUCCAUACUCUUUGGGAUGGGAUUCUGCCAUGAUUAAGUUCAAAUGCUGCGGAAUAGUUAACGAUAAAGAUAAUCAAGGUUUCGAAAUUUUUUCGCGAGUAUUUCAUUACGUUAAAUCUGACGGAAGCUCCUUAUCCACGGUAUGA
Messenger RNA from Dimorphilus gyrociliatus, 670 nucleotides. The record is from the annotation of a GenBank genome assembly. NCBI's taxonomy places the organism in Eukaryota, Metazoa, Annelida, Polychaeta, Dinophilidae.